Caenorhabditis bovis is the source of this 846-nucleotide messenger RNA. Lineage: Eukaryota; Metazoa; Nematoda; Chromadorea; Rhabditida; Rhabditidae. The record is from the annotation of a GenBank genome assembly.
AUGGCUCAAUUUGAAGUCGCCACGUCACAAUUGGAAUGUAGCCAACAUUCGACAUGCGAAGAAUGCGCAUCGCAAAUCGAUAAUGACUAUAAUUGCCGAUGGUGCUUCACCAGCCAAUCCUGCGUUCCUUCCAAAUACAUGUGCCAUCCUUGGAAAACCGUUCUGGAUCGGAUCAAUUGUCCACGGGAUAUUCCAAAUACGUACAAUGAUAGUUUCAACAGAAAUAUUAUUGCAUAUUACAUUCAAGCAGCAAAUCGAGUUCCCAUAUAUUCUCCAUAUGAGGCUGUAAUUGAGGAAGCGCUUUCAUGUCUUCGAAAAACCGGCGAAAAAACUGAAAUUCUAUCGCGUGUUGAAGUCCCAAUGUCGAUUGAUGGGAACAAAAUUAGUUAUCUAGUGGCCGUCAAUCGCGAUUUCGGGCACAUUGUAGUGGCCGUGACGGCCACAAAUCAUUUCACGCAGCUAAUGGCUCAAACCGCCACCGUGUUUCUAGCAAUGAUGGACGAGAUUGCGUUGGGCGGAAAAGUGAUGACAUAUUAUGCGCAAGGCUAUCAAUCAGUCAUCAACAAUAAUUUCAAUGAGAAAUUGGCAAAUGCCAUCGAGAAAUUUCCAGAUUUCGAGAUUUUGUUAACUGGACACUCACUUGGAGGAGCAAUGGCUACAAUACUCUCGCUUCAUGUGGCUAGAAGCUUCCCGAACAAACAUGUCAAAUUGUGCACAUGGUCAGCGCCGAGGAUCGGCGAUGUCGAAUUCGCGAAAUUGCACAUGGAAAAUGUCCACGAGUCAUAUCGAGUUGUACGCGAUGGAGAUUUUGUGCCGGAUUCGCCAAUGAGAGUCUCGCAAAAUUAA